UCUUCCUGAAUCAUCACAAUACAUCGUCUCUUUACAUAAAAUCACACAGAGAAACUUCAGCAAUAAGCAGAUCAUCCAUGGAACACGGACACCAUCAUGGCAGCCACCACGGUCAUCAUCAUGGCCACCAUGGUCAUGGUCAUGGACACGGACAUCAUCACGGCGGUGGCCAUGGUCAUGGACACGAUCACGGCCACGGUCAUGGUGGUCAUGGCCAUGGUCAUGGUGGUCAUGGCCACCGUCCGCCGCCACCAUGCCCGCCACCACCACAACCGUACUGCCCACCACCACCUCCACCGCCCCCACCUCCUCUGGCGAUCUACCCAAUAUACGUGCCUCCUCCUGUAUGUCCACCGCCUCCCUGCUUCCGUCGCUGUUAGCACCUUCGACCAGAUCUCAUGAUUCUAAGCCACUACUUCUCUAGAGUCGUGUUACAGCUGAAUGCAGCUCUCAUCGUCUGUGCCUGCUGUUGGAUAAUUGCAAUCUACAGAUUGUGUCAUGAUGUGUGUGUAAAACAAGUCUACUACUAUGCGUCGUGGUUUUGUGUCAUGUGUGCUCAUAGUCAAGACCCGAUUCUUCAGUCGAACUUCAUUUUACUGGGUCAGAGCACAAGUGUCCUUGUCUAUCAUGGUUAACCAGCUACCGUCUCAUUGUAGUUUUGUGUUGCUGGAUAAUGUCAUUAUGGGAUUUCAAUUCCUUUUCUUCGGUUGGUUGAAGUAAUGGAUCUUAUUUAUGUAUA
Eucalyptus grandis is the source of this 739-nucleotide messenger RNA. RefSeq lists its product as uncharacterized. NCBI's taxonomy places the organism in Eukaryota, Viridiplantae, Streptophyta, Magnoliopsida, Myrtales, Myrtaceae. The transcript has 2 exons. Bases 97 to 402 code for a protein of 101 amino acids. The record is from RefSeq and is a predicted model, not a curated record.